GCGUGGCUCCGUGGCUCCGUGGCAUUCUCAGGUAGCAUGGCUGCUUUCCUUCACCCAACUCCCCUUCUGCAAACUAUGGAUGGUAGUUUAAAUUGAAGCUGCUCAGCUUUGCUCAGACCUGUACCUCGAAAGUAGAAAGUAUGCAAGUCCCAACUUCUGAAGGGGCCAUAAUUCAUACCUGUGUAUUUAAAUAUGUCUAUACAGGUACUGUAAGAGUACCUGUAAAAUAAGAAUUACAUGGUGAAAAAUAUCUGGCUCCAUAUUCUGGCCCUGUCAUUUGUGGUCCAUGGCUCUUGUGACAUGCCGAAGAUUUCCAGGUAGAUUCUUUGGAACCUCUUCCUGUCCAGCUCUAAUCCAGCACCAUAUAGACAAGAAAUUGCGUGGUCAGAUCAAUGAGGGCUGUCUUCUGGCAGCCAAAAAAAUCAGUACUGAAUUCAGGAUGGCGGCCCAUCUCCAGUUGUUAAAACUUAGAGGAUGUCGGGCAUUUUGCACUAUUUCUGCUCACAGUGCAACCCAAAGUGUGACCUAUUGGAAUAUGGGCAGCUACCCACAGCACAGAAGAUACCACCCUUCAGAAGACAGUAUCCACUUCCGUCCUUCCAAAAACUUUAAGAGCAUUUGCCACACUGCUUCAUCUCAGGGUCUUCUGAAAACCAGCAAUACCCUCCUGCAUUUGGAACUCAGCAGGGCAGCUGCGUCUAAGGCCGGCACACUGCUUCCUGGCUCACCCCAGGGCAUGAAAGUGAAUGACGAAGAUAUAGAAGUUUUUGAUUCCUUUGAAGAUCCCCGAGUUUUCCUGCAGCUAAGACCAGAGUAUCAGUGUCACAGCUACACCAGAUUGGAGAGUUGUCGGCCCCUACCUGUUUCGGAAGGUGAACUCAUUUUGCACAAAGUCACAGUUUACCAAGAUAAUCUCCAGCCCCCGCUCAUUGCUGAUUAUUUCUGUAAGCUGAGCUCUUUGCCUGCCGAGCAGCGUCCUAUUUUGCUGUCCAAUACCAGCUUUGCUUUGCUCUGCCAACAGAGUGUGAAAAAAAUCGAACUCUUUGAUGUCCCAGAUCUGAUCAGUAUUUUGAAAGCUUUUGCCAUUUUAAGAAUUCCGUCCUCACAUUUAAUGCUGGAUGUAUACGAAACCAGAUUUUGCCAUAAGGUGUGGGAGAUGAGCCUGGAUCAGCUGCUCUUGGUAGCUGACCUCUGGCGGUACUUGGGUCGCAAAGUACCUCGGUUUUUAGAAAUAUUUUUUAGUUACCUUAGUUUGCACUGGAAGAAUUUAACCUUGUCUCAGCUGAUUCAUUUAAUUUAUAUUAUUGGUGAAAAUCGUCAAGCACCUCAGGACCUAAUGCAGAAACUCGAAUCAUUAAUCCUCAGGUACAUCGACUUACUUAAGUUAGAGGAGGUGGGCACGAUCUGCUUGGGCUUCUUUAAAUCAAGUAGUAGUCUAUCUGAGUUCCUCAUGCGGAGAAUUGGAGAUGUGGUGUGCGCUGACAUGCAGCAUCUGAGUAGUUACGCCCUUGUGAAUAUCCUUAAGAUGUUCCGUUUCACUCAUGUAGAUCACAUACAGUUUAUGAAGCAGUUUGGACAGAUUGCUCCUGAACGCAUUCCUACCCUGGGGGUUCAAGGCGUCAUGCACCUGACGCUCACCUGCUCAGCCCUACGUUUCCUGGACGAAGGGAUCAUGAAUGCAGUGGCCGUUUCUUUGCCACCUCGAGUAGCAUACUGCCGAAGCAAAGAUGUCGCCAAGAUUCUGUGGUCUUUUGGGACACUGAAUUAUAAGCCCCCCAAUGCGGAAGAGUUUUAUUCCAGUUUGCUCAGCGAGAUCCACAGAAAAUUGCCUGAGUUCAACCGAUACCCAGAACACCUGUUCACCUGCCUUCUGGGGCUGGCAUUUUCUGGGUACUUUCCGAAAGAGCUCAUUGAUUUUGCCUUGAGUCCCAAGUUCAUCAGGGUAGCUCAGGAGAGAAGUAAAUUCGAACUCAUCAAAGAACUGUGCACCCUGGAUGGCACGGUUGGCAUUGAGUGUCCAGAUUACCAAGGCAGUCGCCUCAGUUCUCACCUUCAGCAAGAGGGGUCAGAAAUACUGUGGAAUUUAGCAAGGAAGGAUAUGACGUCCAAGCCUGAAUUUGUCGAAGCGCAGCUUUUACUGGAGACCAUGCUGGGGGGGCCCCAGUAUGUCAGGCACCAUAUGGUUCUGCCUCACACGCGCUCUUCUGACUUAGAGGUCCGGCUUGAUGCUAACAUGAAGCCUGUGCCCUUUAACAGAGAAGCCGUGCCGGCUGAAGAUGGAACUCAGUGGAAGCUCAAGUAUGUGGGCAUCAGCCUGACAGAUGACUUGAUGAAUAAAUUACUGAAAGGGAAGUUGGGAGGGUCUGUUCAUGGAGGAACUGGGCAGAAGGCAGCUGCACCCAUUGGGGGAACCAAUUGCAAUGUGCCAGAGAAGUUGGGGGCCGAGGAGGUCGCUAGCCUUUGUCCCCCAGACUGUAUGCAGAGCCCACAGAUGAAGCUGGCUAUUCAGCUGACGAACAAGAACCAGUAUUGCUAUGGUUCCCGGCAUCUCCUGGGACUGCACAGUAUGAAGAGGCGGCAGUUGAACCGCCUUGGAUACCGUGUGGUUGAGUUGACUCCCUGGGAAUGGCUCCCACUACUGAAACGAACUCGCCUCGAAAAGCUGGCUUUUCUCCAUGAGAAAGUGUUCACCUCUGCUCUCUGAAGCCCUGUCGGGGACUCUAGUUAGGCACUGAAUCAGGCGCUGGAAAAGUUUGAAAGAACUACAUAGAGGUUUGGUAAUAACAUCUGUUCAUCUUGAGCAGAUUGAAGCUGCUAUAUGUUACUGUACAAGUUGCUGCUUCUUUUUGCAGAUAAAUAAUAAACCUCAAAAU
Messenger RNA from Suncus etruscus (white-toothed pygmy shrew), 2873 nucleotides. It is a transcript of the gene FASTKD5, whose product is annotated as FAST kinase domains 5. NCBI's taxonomy places the organism in Eukaryota, Metazoa, Chordata, Mammalia, Eulipotyphla, Soricidae. Gene Ontology annotation, biological process: mitochondrial RNA processing; regulation of mitochondrial mRNA stability. The record is from RefSeq and is a predicted model, not a curated record. Gene Ontology annotation, cellular component: ribonucleoprotein granule; mitochondrial matrix. Gene Ontology annotation, molecular function: RNA binding.